AUAUCUACCACGUACAUUAUACUCUCAUAAUACUACCGGGAAAAUGGAUCUGAGCGAACGAUUAGACGUCACGAUCGCUUCUCCGCGCUCCUCGGCAAUUGACAGACGGCGACGACGACGAACGACAUAAACGACGUGAAUAUUAAAAUUUAGACUAAACUUCGACGACAGCGACAAAAUAUAGUUCAACGAAGUGUUAUUUGAUUUUAAGAAAUUCUUUUUUUUUUGUGAAACGUGUGCUCAAUUUUUUUUUUUUAAACUCAGAAUACGCCGGUCGUAUAAUAUAUAGCGUAAAAAUAAUAAAUAAGCAAACGAAUUGAAAUUGAAAAAAUCGCGUAGAAGAUGCGAAUAACAAGCAGCCGGCCGGUUAGGCAAGAGGGCGGCAACGGCCACGUGCCAUGAUGAGCUGAUGGAUGACGACGGGCCGGCAGCGGCGGACGACGCGGCAGCGGCGAUCGAGCAGCAGUUGGAGAAACAGCAGCGCGAAGAGGCGGAGAAGAAGCGUCUGGAGGAGCUCCGGGAACGGGUGCUGUUCUACUUGACUACUUUCUUCAUACUGCUGGGCAUCGUCAGCCUGUUCGUGUUUCUGUUCUUGGUGCCGUUCCUCAUCGAGCCGGCCAUCACGACCAUACUGAUGGAUUUCGACGAAACGCCGACAACGUGCGUGACCGCUUAUUCAGAGGUCCGCGAGGGCGCGUCCAACUGUUCGCUUCCGGGUGGCUGGGCGUCGUGCCGGGAGGGCUGCACCCGAGAGAUAUACGAGUGUGCGCAGAUAUUCGUUAACUACACCGUGCCCGGGGUGAGAGACUUGAAUGCCCGGCAUCGGCGGUCGUUGCUCGUCCGCGGCUACCGGCCCAUCGAGCCCGAGCAGCCGGCCGCCGGGUGGACGUAUUCCCUGGCCCGCAUAUAUCCCAACGUCAAGGGGUGCGGUUACCCGCCCCAGCUAAACUGCACCGAGUUUCGGCUCAGGUACUUUGAGGUGGGCGCCAGCUACCCGUGCUACUACAGCCGCGUCGAACCGUGGGUGGUCAUCACCGAACUGGACCUGGCCAAGAGCACCAGACAGCUAGUGUACUCUAUGGUGUUUCCCAUACCGUGUUUCGUCGUGUCCGUCGUGUACGUGGCGCUCGCGUAUUUCUGCGUGUACGCCGGCCGGCACAGCAAGCCCAAAGUCAAGCGUCGCGUCGUCCGACGAAUGGUUGGCGGUGGUGGAGUUACCGGAAGCGGUGUCGGUACCGGAAGUGCUGCGGGCUACGGCGGUUCCGCUUCCCGGGCCAAAUCUGGUUCGGAGGCUACUCCGCUCACCAACAACAGCAGCGCCGCGGUCGCGCCGACUUCACCCGUCGGCACCGGAACACCCGGCAGUGAAUCAUUGUAUCGCCGACGAGGCGAUCGUGUUGGCGACGAUGUCGAUGACGACGACGACGACGAUGCGUCCGAAACGUAUUACGGUGAUCAGCUCAGGUCCACGCUGGGCGUGGACGACUCCAUCGCCGACUACGUGAACGCUCUCCGCCUGUCCGAACACACGCUCAGACAAUCAGACUCGAACGAACCGUCCAGGGGCGAGUGGUCAGACGAGAAUGAUGACUGCGAAGUGAGCGUUUGCGAGAGUAGCCUCGAACGGUCAGUAAAAACCGUUACCGCUACCACUACCGUCGCUGCUUCCACUUCGUCGUUUCCAACUAAUUCCACCGGAAACUUGACCAAGACGAUGACGACGUGUAUCUUAACUCCCCCUGGGCCGACGGCAGAAGUCUGAAAAGAGAUUUGCAUCACAUCAAUAACAUUUCCUGGAAGCCCACCAAAUGAUUUGAUAUAAUACGCGAUGCCAUAUUAUAAUAUUAUUAUAAUGUCCGAUCCGUAUCGCGCGUGCGGUUUUCGUUUUUAUUUGAUAAUACGCGUUUACAAUAUAAUUGUUAUAAAUAGUUGAUAACAUUUAAUUAAAUUUUCACUCAAAUUUUAAUAUCGUAGUGGUUUUCCGUCGAAAGUUUACAUUUUUAUUAUACUUACUAUACAGUAAUUCGUCUGCAGCGUACCAUUAGCAACCAUAGGAUAACGGUAAUCUAGGUCAAUAUAAUAUAUUAUACGUAUAUACUCGCGAUGUAUACCCUGUACUACAACUGACAUCACAAUCGCUAGGCCAGUGUUUCAUAGUCCUCGCAAUGUAUCAUCAGUUAUGCCUACUAAAUAAUAUAUAACGUGCCGGUAGCGGGAGCAUUAGUGUCCGACCGGUCAUCUUUUACUAUUCAAUAAUAUGUGACUAGCGCAUGUUCAUUAAACAAGACGAUCAUUUAUUUUAAUUACUAUGAUAUUAUUGUACAGGUACACUCGAUUUGUUCUCCAACAAAUCGUGUGAGAUUUCACAUGUUUUUUUUCAGCCGUGUCUCGUUAUACGUAUUCGUACAUCGACGAGAUUAUAGGUACGUCUCACCGCGUAUCGCGAAAACUGAAUUUUCGUGUCCGAUCGAUCACGUUCUACUCGUAUUUAAUAUUUAUAGUAUCCAUAGUGUUGUCAUUAUCAGAUUCACUUAAUCGUUAUACGACUAUAUGCACCAAGUCCAAACACGUCGCCUCGGUAUGGUAAGACGUCUGCAGGACGACUCUGUAUUUUGAACAUGUUUUCAUUUUAUUAAAAAAAAAAAAAAAAGGAAAAAUAAUAAAAUUUAAAUCGCUUUGUGCAUUUAAUAAUGUUAUUCACAAAACGCUUACAAAGCCACUUUUUUUUCGUACAAAAGAAAUAUAUUAACUUUGAUAUGGCGUAAAAAAAAAAAUCAUUCUUUUUUGAUUUGCAGGAAAACUUUCCGAAAGUCCGUACAAACUUUUUUUUUUGUGUAUAAUUUCGUUGCAUACUUUGGCGCGCACAUUUUGCACGAACGAAGUUGAUAUAUUUAUACAGUGCGAACAGUCGGGUUAUUCCGUGUUUUUCCGUUUCAACUACGCAUCAUAUCAUAUCACGAUGAGACCAUGGGAAAACGCGUCGCUCGAUUCUCCGCCCUGUAUAUACCUAACACGACGUGGCAAUAAUGGCGUGUUUUAUAUCGUCAUCACAUUGUCCGUCAAAUUCAGUACGAUAAUAAUUUGUAAUGUACAAAACAACACUAUUGGCACAUAUAUGCCAACAAUAAUACUAUAAAUGUUAAAGGUAAAACUUUGUAUGUGUAUUGAUAAUAUUAUUAUUAUCGUCGUAAUGGCUGGCGGCUUUUGUUUCGUUUACCUACACAAUAUUAUAAUACAUUGCGUAAACCGGGCACGCAACGAUUGACACGCAUUAUACAUAAUUGCAAUAAUCAUCGCGAUUCGUUGGAAUCUAUGCCCACCCUUAUAGUCGAUGGUGAAUGUAAUAAUAUUAAAUCGUAGCCGUGUAAUAUUAUGAUGAAAAUAUAGAGAUCGGUGCUCGAGACGAUUUGGUCGAAAUAUCUGCCACGUUUCCCCAAAUCAAAUCAUCAUCGAGUGGCUAUACUAUGUCCUUAAAUUGUUCCUUCAAUCUGGAAAGUAAGCCAAACAGUCAUGGUUUUUUGCUUUAUAUCGUCUGCACACUGAGAGAGACAUACCAAUAAUAAUAAUAAUAAUAAUAAUAAUAAUAAUAAUAUAGACCCCAAACAAUAUUGCAAAUUUAAUUUUCUGAAAAAAAGCCAAGUAUUUCACUUAAAUAACAUAUAUUUUAUUAUACUAAUAGAUACUAUAUUACAACUAGUUUUGUUUUGAUUUUUCAAUAGUUCUUUUGGAAGAGUGAAAAAACAGUAGACGAUUGCAGACGUGUGGUUUUUUUUAAAAGCGCAGAUCUCUGUAGUGAUUUAUCAGAGAUUUUAUUUACUGUAUAACUCACAUUUGAUCGUUAUGAUUAUGAUGAUCGCUCACCGACGGGUUUUAUCUUCAAAAUUGUAGUCGAAUAUUCGAGAAAAAAAUAUUAUAUGUCACGUUGAUGAUCUAAUAGAAAAUUUAAGUCUGGCCAACUCUGCAAGUGCAGUAUGUAUGAUGUUAGUUUUAUCAUUUGCGUGUGACGGUUGCGGUAUAUAACUAUUUAGUUAUCGAAUAAUAAUAAUUUUAUUAUUACUAUUGUUAUGUAUACAACCGAGUAAAAAACGCCAUUUUCAUUCUGCGUUUAUCAAUAAAUUACCAAUUAUAAUACGUGUUCCUAACUAGACGUCCGGGAUUUUAUGACCGUAAAAUGCCAUAUUUUAAAAUAUGGGUGCCAUUUUAUACAAUAUUUUUUCUUUUUCAACAGACAUUGUUUUUAAUAGAAAUCAUCAUUAUUAUAUUUGUUGUUUUAUACGCAUAGUUUAGCUCAGAUAAGUGGGUACUUAUUAUAACUUAAUAUGAUGGUUUAUUAUUGAAAUUUUACACCGACAAAAUAAUAAUAUUAUAAUAACCGUGGUAGAAAGUGCACCGCUUUUGCAAGACGAUGAAAUAUUGGCCACAAUACUACUAUUAUUAUUAUUUUAUUAUUACUAUAUACAUUUUUAAAACUAAAUCUAAUAUAUUAAUAUACUUAAAUAUCAUUUCCAAAAAGACUGAUACGUGCUAUUCGUUGUAGAUAUAAUAAUAUUAUUGUGACGUGUUUAAAUAUUAAAUGAUGAGUAGUCGUAAGAUCUCAAAUUAUUAUUAUUAUUAUCAUUAAAAAAACUUUAAUCACGUUUCUUAUAUUAUGUUAUAAAUAUACACAUAUAAGUAUAAUAUAAUAUAAUGUAUUUACUUCUAAUUAAUUGAUUUCCUCAUUUAUUAUAUAUUAUGUAUUUAUAGACGUUAAUUACAAUACAAUCGAACUAAUCAUAGUAUUAUAUUAUAUUGUUACAUUUAAAUUUUGUAAUGUUGUGACCGCAGCUCCUUUAUGAUACAUAUUAUUAUAUUUGUACGGGUAGAUUUAAACAACAUUCUUUUAUAAUAUUUAGGUAAUUUUAAUUGUAAAAGUACAGAUUUUCUAAAUUUAGAUGUUCUUUUAGUAUGUAAGUUCUUCAUUUACUGUUCGUUUAAUUUUUAAAUUAAAUUUACGCAUUUUUUAUAUAGGCCUAGAUUUUUUUAGGCAAUUUUUUGAGAGCGUUUUAUUUUUUAUACUUACUAUAUUUAUUCUUAACAUUAAUAUUGUAAAGAAGAAACAAAUUUUAUGAAUAUAUUUUUCAUUGUUCUCUAGUACAAUAAUAGAGUGUUUCAUUUUUUGAGUCUAUUUUUUUGCACUUUCAUUGUUCACGUUUACUAUUACAAUUAUUUUAUCGUAACAGAAAUAUAUUAUAAUAAUUACUUCGAAUUUUGUUUUUUUUUUGUUUUUGCUUACAUUGUUAUAUGAAUGUUAAUUUUAGAAAGAGCACGCGGGGUAUGUGACUAUUACUUUUAUGUGAUACACUGUAUUAUAAUAUAUAAUAUUUGACAAUUAUUAUUAUUAUAACCAUCGAUGUGAAACAAUUUAUGAAAAAAAAAAAAUUAUGGUGGAAAUAAAAGAACGGCUUUAUUAAUAA
Messenger RNA from Aphis gossypii (cotton aphid), 5453 nucleotides. Its product is annotated as cilia- and flagella-associated protein 298-like. The coding region runs from base 410 to 1762 and encodes 450 amino acids. The transcript has 2 exons. Gene Ontology annotation, molecular function: sodium channel regulator activity. The record is from RefSeq and is a predicted model, not a curated record. Lineage: Eukaryota; Metazoa; Arthropoda; Insecta; Hemiptera; Aphididae. Gene Ontology annotation, biological process: regulation of sodium ion transport; regulation of cilium movement.